Molecule: messenger RNA, 529 nt
Organism: Camponotus floridanus (Florida carpenter ant)
Lineage: Eukaryota; Metazoa; Arthropoda; Insecta; Hymenoptera; Formicidae
Product: transmembrane protein 203
Exons: 1
Coding region: 33-446 (137 amino acids)
Biological process (GO): intracellular calcium ion homeostasis
Cellular component (GO): endoplasmic reticulum
Source: RefSeq, a predicted model, not a curated record
UAUAGCUGAUACAAAGUUGUAUUAUUUUUACAAUGAUUUUUUCUUUAAAUGAACUUGUUCACUGGUUAGGCUUAACAAUAUUUGAGAUAUGGAUCAAUUUGGUUGCAUUAACAUUCUUCACUGUGCUACUAGCUUUAAAAUUAGAUGAUAACUAUUUCCUGGGCACAUCAGGAUGGUGGGAAGUAUUCUCACCACUUUUUAUAGCCGAUGGUCUCAAUACAUACUUUUGCGCUAUAAUAUUCAUCAGAAUGUACAUGGAAGGAAUGAUCAAAGUAGGCAUUUUACGAGCAUUAUGGAGCCUGCUAUCAUUGCUUUUGAUCUUUGUAUUUAAAUACCUUUUAUGUAAAAAACUCUCUGCACAAAACACAUUGGAAUAUUCGGAAAUUGUGUGUCCUAUAUUCGUUCUGUUGCAGUUGAUUGCAAUCAGAGCCUGUCAACUACAUUAAGGGAAGUGAAAAAUUUUUUUUUAUGUAAGACAGCUUCCACAAAGCCAUAUAUGAUAUUAAUAUGAUAACAUUAUUAUAUACUA